This is a messenger RNA of Closterium sp. NIES-67, 687 nucleotides long. The record is from the annotation of a GenBank genome assembly. Lineage: Eukaryota; Viridiplantae; Streptophyta; Zygnematophyceae; Desmidiales; Closteriaceae.
CCGACGUGCACCUCAUUGCCGUCCCCUCCAUCGCCGCUGCUAGACUCCUAGCCGCCGCCUCUCAACUAGUUUUCUGUUGGGUGGAUUUUCAAAAACCCCCAAUGCGCCAAACGCCAUAGCUCGCUCGAUAGUUGACAGAAUUGAGUGAUUCGACUUGCAAAAGAACGCUCUUGGUGUCAGCUACAACGUCGUAAAAUUUCGGACUGUUUCAUCGCUUGGAUUGUCAGAUAUCGCUUUCCGAAGUUUGCACACUUUCCUGGAUCACUCGCGCUGCCACCACUGAAGUUGAGCAGCUCUUCCUUACUCAGCGUCGUGAGUUCCUCGUGCUCCAUACUGAUUACCUGAUCGCGUUGGAGGAACACGAGCGGUCGGCAACCCUCCGCACUCAGCAUGCCGCUACCGCCGCCGCUUAUGCCGCUGACUCUGCGCGAUUUGCUGAGCAUCUACCGUCUCCUCGAAGGCCUCUCCCCUCAAUAUGAAGUGCGUGUCAUCGCCUUCACUGAGGCUCAGCCCCACGCCUCCCUUGACACUGUGGUCCAAUGGAUCAUUAACGCUGAGGCCCGCCUUCUCUCAACCCCCCCCUCCGGCCUGAACUCCACCGAGUCCCAAAACCCCCAGCUUGCAGUCACACAGCCGCGUCGUGGCGAGCUCCUCUGUCGCUGACCCCAUAACUCCCCAGGAGCUGCA